AGGCUGCAGGAACCGGAGGACUGAUGUGGCCUGCAAAGGCCUCAGGUCGAGACCACGCAGUGGGAGAAGCACUCUAGGGGCUCUCUGGGAGAGCCACCCGCCCUCUCUCGCCUGGGCACUGGCGGGGGGCGGGGGCAAAGGUGCCCACCCAAUGCUCCGUUGGCCACCGACCGGCGGGCGUCUUCUGGGAGGAGAGGCGGGGAGGCCUUAGCGCCCCUGGCGACAGCUGCGGCUGCAUGACUUUGCGACACUUCAGUGUGGCGGUCGCAGGUCCCUCCACAGCAACCUCUCUUCAUGAGGCAGCACCGCUGAGGGGCUUGAAUCGAGAGUUGGGGCUCCAUCGUCACCUUCAGCCCCCUCAGGCUCUCACGACCGUCACCCCUGUCUUUCCCCACGAUCCUGCGCAACAUGGAGCCCAUGGGCCUCGAGGGUCCCCGCGCGCUCUGCCGGUGGCCUCUGCUGUGUUCGCUGUUCCUGAGAGUGCGGCUGCUACAGCCGGUAACCUGCGCCCCGUCACGUGGGUCACCGUCAGCACCCGCAUCACACCGGACAGCCCUGACUCUGAGACCACCCCGCUCACUCACAGUGGCCGGGGCUGUGAGAGCGCGCGUGGGCCCUGAUGCUAGGCUUCCCGCUGUGGAUGGACACAACGACCUGCCCUCGGUCCUGAGACGGUUUGACCAGGACUCACUACAGAAUGUUAACCUGCGCAAUUUGAGCUUUGGCCAGACCAGCCUGGACAGGCUUAGAGAAGGCUGUCUGGGUGUUCAGAUGCUGGAGCAGCUUCAAGGGCUGCUGUGA
Molecule: messenger RNA, 801 nt
Organism: Cavia porcellus (domestic guinea pig)
Lineage: Eukaryota; Metazoa; Chordata; Mammalia; Rodentia; Caviidae
Product: dipeptidase 2-like
Exons: 3
Coding region: 409-801 (130 amino acids)
Biological process (GO): proteolysis
Molecular function (GO): metallodipeptidase activity
Source: RefSeq, a predicted model, not a curated record